AAAGCGAGCUUCCUCCUCCUCCACAGCAGAAGAUCCCGGAGCCGGGUAUAAAGCCAGGACGAGCACUCGGAGACAACCACGCGCGCACACGCACGCGUAUAUAUUUGGUGAACUUCUCGCUACCGCUCUGCCCCCCCCCCCCCCCCCCCACCUCGAGCCACCCCUCUCGUGUUGGACUUCUUUUCUGCUCCCGUCGCCUCCAGGAUUUCAUCCGACCUUCGAGAUGGGGAAUGAAGCCAGUUUCCCUCUGGAGAUGUGCUCACAUUUCGAUCCCGAUGAGAUCAAGCGGCUUGGAAAGAGGUUCAAGAAGCUGGACCUGGACAACUCGGGCUCGCUCAGCGUGGAGGAGUUCAUGUCGCUGCCCGAGCUGCAGCAGAACCCGCUGGUCCAGAGGGUCAUCGAGAUAUUCGACACGGACGGGAACGGAGAGGUGGACUUUAAAGAGUUCAUCGAGGGCGUCUCUCAGUUCAGCGUCAAAGGGGACAAAGAGCAGAAGCUCCGCUUCGCCUUCCGGAUCUACGACAUGGACAAGGACGGCUACAUCUCCAACGGCGAGCUCUUCCAGGUGCUGAAGAUGAUGGUGGGCAACAACCUGAAGGACACGCAGCUGCAGCAGAUCGUGGACAAGACGAUCAUCAACGCGGACCGGGACGGGGACGGACGCGUGUCCUUCCACGAGUUCUGCUACGUGGUCGGGGGUCUGGACAUACACAAAAAGAUGGUGGUGGACGUGUGAGCCUCCUUCCCCCCCCAUCGCUCACCCAUCCAUCUUUUUUCUCCACCCUCCCUGGACAUCUGCUCCAGAUGUCCUUCAAAGCCUCCAGCUGAACUUCUCUCGCUCUUUCUCGACAUUUAUUUUGUUCUUGUCUUUUAUAAAGAAUUCAAAAGUCUA
Messenger RNA from Pungitius pungitius (ninespine stickleback), 892 nucleotides. RefSeq names its product calcineurin subunit B type 1-like. NCBI's taxonomy places the organism in Eukaryota, Metazoa, Chordata, Actinopteri, Perciformes, Gasterosteidae. The record is from RefSeq and is a predicted model, not a curated record. Gene Ontology annotation, cellular component: calcineurin complex. Gene Ontology annotation, molecular function: phosphatase binding; calcium-dependent protein serine/threonine phosphatase regulator activity; calcium ion binding. Gene Ontology annotation, biological process: protein dephosphorylation; calcineurin-mediated signaling. The transcript has 6 exons. The coding region runs from base 224 to 736 and encodes 170 amino acids.